GGUUCAUUCAGCAUGAUGGCUGCGGAUGCUGCGGAUGCUCUCCGCCGCAUCCUGCAUCCGCGCCGUCUCUCCAUCUUCUUCCUCGCCGUCACCCUGUCCUCUGCGCCGGCCCCGACGCAAGCGCUGCUCGGCGUCCGGCCGGAGGACACCCAGAUCGGAGCGCUGUCCGUGCAGGACGGGAUGCUGAGGGCGACCGAGGGCACCCGCUUCAUGCUGAGGGUUUACUACUCUGCAGCAUCCGCGGAGCAUCCCAACAGCCUGAACGUCACCGGCAGACCCGACCGCGCACCCUCCGCUCCGUGGAUCGCGUUUAUCGAGGAGCCAGGCGGGGAAAGCAGCGCGGACGCCGAGGGGAAGCUGCGCCCCAGGGGGAACCCGUGUGAGGAGGAGAAUGCCCGGAGCUCGGAUAUCGAGCUGCUGGGUUCCUUCAGAUCCACAUCAAGUCACAACUCAGUUUUGGUGGAGCUGCUCGCGAAAGACCUGCGCAGAGGCGAGGUGAUCAAAUACUACUCCAUGUGCGCCUUCGAUGGAGUGAAAUGGGAACAUUUCAGGACCAGAGACUUCUGGUUGGCGGUGGUGGAGAGACCUCCAGAUGCAGAUGUUUGGCUCCAGGCGGGUGUGUCGGUGCUCUUGUUGGCGCUGUCGGCACUCUGCAGCGGUCUGAACAUCAGCAUGCUGGCUCUGGACCCCGUGGAGCUGCGGGUCCUGCAGAACAGUGGCACAGAGAAGGAGCAGAAAUACGCGCGGAAAAUAGAGUCAGUGCGUAAACAUGGUAACUACAUCCUUUGCACUGUGGUGCUGGGCAACGUGCUCACAAACACGUGCUUUGUGGUGUGGAUGUGCCAGAUUUUAGGAAUGACUGUUCUCUCAACUACCUUCUGCACUUUGGGGAUCUUCUUCAUUGGUGAGAUUUUACCUCACUCGUUAGCGUCCAGGCACAGCCUCGCCAUCGCCUCCAAGACCCUCUGCGCGACGCGUCUGCUGAUGCUGCUGUUCUUCCCCAUCGCCUACCCGGUCUCCAAGCUCCUGGACAUCAUGCUGCACCAAGAGAUCAGCAGCUUCUACACCAGGGAGAAGCUGGUGGCCAUGCUGCGCGUCACGGACCCGUACCACGACCUGGUCAAGGAGGAGCUCAACAUCAUCCAGGGAGCGCUGGAGCUGAGGACCAAGACGGUGGAGGACGUGCUGACGCCGCUGUCCGACUGCUACAUGCUGUCUUCGGACGCCGUGCUGGACUUCUGCACCAUGUCAGACGUGAUGCAGAGCGGCUUCACGCGGAUCCCGGUCUACGAGAACGACAGGUCCAACAUCGUGGACAUCCUGUUUGUGAAAGACUUGGCCUUCGUGGACCCCGACGACUGCACCCCUCUGAAAACCAUCAACCAGUUCUACAAGCACCCCAUGCACUGCGUGUUCAACGACACCAAGCUGGAUGUGAUGCUGGAGGAAUUCAAAAGAGGUAAAUCCCACCUGGCCGUGGUGCAGAGGGUGAACAGCGAGGGCGAGGGCGACCCCUUCUACGAGAUGAUCGGCAUCGUCACGCUGGAGGACGUCAUCGAGGAGAUCAUCAAGUCUGAGAUCGUGGACGAGACGGACCUGUACACUGAUAAUCGGAACAAGAGACGAGUGUCCACCCAGGAGAGGAAACCACAGGAUUUCUCCAUCUUCAAACUGGCAGAAAAUGAGCUGAAGGUGAAGGUCUCGCCGCAGCUGCUGCUCGCAACCCACCGCUUCUUGGCCACAGAGGUGGAGCCCUUUAGGCCGUGUCACCUGUCAGAGAAGAUCUUGCUGCGUCUCAUUAAACAUCCCAGCGUUGUGCAGGAGCUCAAGUUCGACCCCAAGAACAAGCACGCUCCUCAACACUACCUCUUCCAGAGAAACAAGCCCGUCGACUACUUCGUCCUCAUCCUGCAGGGGCGGGUGGAGGUGGAGAUCGGAAAGGAGGCCCUCCGCUUUGAAAAUGGAGUUUUUUCAUAUUACGGCAUGCCAGCACUCAUCCCACUGCCUCUCGGUCACAGGUACAGUUCCCGCUGCAGUGGUCUGAACCAAUCAGAUUCAUUACUGAGUGGAAGCAGCGUGGGUCAGCUCACUACAGGAGGAGGGAUCUAUUUACCAGACUACUCCGUUCGACAGCUCACGGACCUGCAGAUCAUCAAGAUCACCAGGACCCACUACCAGAACGCCCUGAUGGCCUCCAGGAUGGACGGCUCCCCUCAGACACCGGACCCAUUGUUUCCUGAUGCCAAAGGGAGGCCCCCGGGCCCAGAGGCCCGCUCGCACAGCAUUGCCCUCCCCCUCACAAACACGCACACUCGGAUGGGGCUGGCUCGCCUGGCACAUCUCCAUCCCCACGGCACCCUGUGCAACACGUCCCGGCUCAAUGAAAGAAACCGGAUCGUGCGCAGUAAAUCUGACGGGCAGAGGAGUCCCAACGAUUCCGUGUUCUUCCGCAUGGACGAGAUUCCCUACAUUCACGAGGACAGACCAGAAAGUUAUGGAGAGGAAGAUGUCCCCACUGAGUCUCAGCCGUCCACCGCUCCUGUCAUCAGCUCUCUGUCUCUGUCCAGCUCCGAGGAGACGAUCGGAAAGAAACUCUUGCGUAAACUCAGUAACAAAAGGAGGAAAAAGUCUCGGGAAGGAGAUUAUAGUUUGGAGGAGGGCUUGGAGAAACCGCCAGUGACGAGCUAGCACAGCGGCACAGAGGAAGAGGGACGAGGGCCACAUCUUCCUCCUCGUCGUCCACCUCAGUAAAUAACAGCUCCUCCCGAGACUCCCUCCUGGACUCCCAGGAGACUGAGCCAUCCUUAUCCUCUCUGCUGUAGACACCGAUAAUUCUCAGGUCCCCACAGACCCACACCCUGUCCCACCUCUGCCUGACGUCUCACCCUUGAUGAUUACUUGGACUUAUUGGAUUUAUCCAGCCUUACUCUGGACUGCACGGAUCCUAGCAGGUUUUACUCCAACGUUUUGUAGUUGAUGGGACAAACAGUGUCCACGUUACCUUUUCAAUGGUUGUUCUAUUCAUAACAUUCACAUUAUCUCAAUUCAAGACCCAUGUGUUCCUGAAACUGAUUCAAAGCUUGCAAUUUAAUUUAAGGAGAUCGAGCUCAUCAUGGGGUUUAAAGCUUUUACUUGAACAAUGAAUACACAUUGUUAUUAAUAAUGUGUCACUACGGGGAUGUUCCCAAAUACUGAAAAUGUUGUUUGCACAGGGAACUGUUCCAACGCUGCCACGAGGCUGCCACUGCCAACACAGCCCGACACACACAUCAGCCUCCCGACAAGAGCACAAUUUUUUACACCCAAUUAAAAGAACACAGUUAUUCUUAAAAAGCCAUAAAUUAAUUAAUCUUGAAAGACUUCCUUGUUGUGCCCUGACCAAGUGUUGAGAGGAAUGCACAAUCCUGAAACAGAAAAAAACAAAACAAUUUCUUAAAUGAUUUCUUAUACAAGUGCCAGAAUUACUAAAAGUAAUAUUUCAGAUAGCAAUAUAAAUAUAAAUAAUAUAAGUCAAUGUAGACUUUAAAAUGCUUGAAUUCAUCACCGCAAUACCACAUACUAACGUUUUCAGGACCCAACUGCAGACACUCUUGCACAAAGAUGAGACGCCUGGAAGACAACAAGAGCUGGAAUAGACUAAAAUAACUCAGAGCAGGGAGCUGGUCCAACAGGAGCACAGGAGGAGCACAAGGGAACACCGGGGAAAACGGAAAAGACAAACUGACGAGGACUCGGAGCGCUGAGGCUCAAACACGCGGGGGAGGACGGGAUAAUUGGGCACAGGUGGGGCUGAGAAUCUGGAGAGAGAGAAAAUAGACAAAGACAGGAAGUUAAACACCCAAUUAUCACACAAGAUAAAAGAUAUCAAAAUAAAACAGGAAAUAAUAAGGGUUAGUCUGAAAGUCCAAAGAAUCACUUUAGAAGUCCCCGUAGAGACAGAUCUCGACUAACAUGAAUCUCUCUUAACUUUAAAGCAUGCUUUUUUAUUCACUUUCUGUUUUCUGGCUGUCGUCCCUUUAAAACUCACCUUCCCCCCUGCAGAUGUAGCUUUAUAGACACAGCCUCAGUGUUUACGUGUCCACCAUUUUCUCUAUCUUACCACAAUUCAAAGAAAUCCUUAGCCUCUCUUUUAAUGGCACAUCAUCACACUGAUAGAGAAUUUAAUUUCUUACCACUAGCUAACGCAUUAGCCACUUUUCUGUGUACAGUUCGUUUCUCACAGGGUCAGUCAUUAAGCUGUGUAAACUAUUUAAAAUAAG
Molecule: messenger RNA, 4259 nt
Organism: Pleuronectes platessa (European plaice)
Lineage: Eukaryota; Metazoa; Chordata; Actinopteri; Pleuronectiformes; Pleuronectidae
Product: metal transporter CNNM1
Exons: 10
Coding region: 13-2688 (891 amino acids)
Biological process (GO): magnesium ion homeostasis; transport
Cellular component (GO): plasma membrane
Molecular function (GO): transmembrane transporter activity
Source: RefSeq, a predicted model, not a curated record